Messenger RNA from Maudiozyma saulgeensis, 723 nucleotides. The record is from the annotation of a GenBank genome assembly. NCBI's taxonomy places the organism in Eukaryota, Fungi, Ascomycota, Saccharomycetes, Saccharomycetales, Saccharomycetaceae.
AUGUGGUCAUUUUUUGGAGGAUCCAGUAGUAAUAAUGCUAAGAGUAAAGAAUUACCUAAAAAAGCUAUUGUUGAAUUAAGAGAACAUAUUAAUUUAUUAACUAAAAAACAAACACAUUUACAAACACAAUUAAUUACACAAGAGAAUGAAGCACGUAAAUUCUUAUCAUUAGGUAAUAAAACGUUAGCUUUAAAUUCAUUGAAAAAGAAGAAAAUUUAUGAAAAUCAAUUAAAUAAGCUUGAUGGACAAAUUGAUUCAUUGGAACAACAACUAUUUUCUAUCGAAUCUGCAAAUUUGAAUUUAGAAACUUUAAGAGCAAUGAAACAAGGUUCAAAGGCAAUGAAAGCUAUACAUACAGGUAUGGAUAUUGAUAAAGUCGAUGAAACGAUGGAUGAUAUUAGAGAACAAGUGGAAUUAGGUGAAGAAAUUAGUGAUGCUAUAUCGAGACCAAUGUAUUCAGGUAUGAAUGAUAUUGAUGAAGAUGAAUUAGAUGAAGAAUUAGAUAUGUUAGCACAAGAAGAAACUGCUAAACAAAUUGGUAACAUACCAAUAACAGAACCAAUUGAAACUAAUAAGAUUAAUAAUGAAAGAGUGUCAGAUUUACCUAAUGUUCCAGUAAAUAAAAUUUCACCAUCACCACAGCAUAAUAACAAAGAAGAGGAAGAGGAAGAAGAUGAAGAUGAACGUGCAUUAAAAGAAUUACAAGCAGAAAUGGGACUGUAA